Sparassis crispa is the source of this 792-nucleotide messenger RNA. RefSeq names its product 40S ribosomal protein. The transcript has 5 exons. Gene Ontology annotation, biological process: translation. Gene Ontology annotation, cellular component: ribosome; cytosolic small ribosomal subunit. Gene Ontology annotation, molecular function: structural constituent of ribosome; RNA binding. The record is from RefSeq and is a predicted model, not a curated record. The coding region runs from base 1 to 792 and encodes 263 amino acids. NCBI's taxonomy places the organism in Eukaryota, Fungi, Basidiomycota, Agaricomycetes, Polyporales, Sparassidaceae.
AUGGCCCGAGGACCCAAAAAGCAUUUGAAGCGGUUGGCUGCCCCCUCCUCAUGGAUGCUCGAUAAGUUGAGCGGGACUUACGCUCCUCGUCCAUCGCCUGGUCCCCACAAACUUCGCGAAUCCCUUCCUCUCACUAUCUUCCUCCGUAACAGGCUCAAGUAUGCGCUGACCGGCCGGGAAGUCACUUCGAUUGUUAUGCAGCGCUUGAUUAAGGUCGAUGGCAAGGUUAGAACCGACCCCACCUACCCCGCUGGCUUCCAGGAUGUCAUCUCCAUCGAGAAGUCUGGCGAGCAUUUCCGCCUCCUUUAUGACGUCAAGGGUCGUUUCACAAUCCACCGCAUCACCCCCGAGGAGGCGUCCUACAAGCUCCUGAAAGUCCGCAAGAUGGCCAUCGGUGCUAGGGGCGUCCCUUACAUCGUCACCCACGACGGUCGCACCAUCCGUUAUCCCGACCCCCUCAUCAAGGUCAACGACACUGUUAAAUUCGACCUUGAGCAGGGCAAGAUCACCGACUACGUCAAGUUUGAUACGGGAAACAUUGUCAUGAUCACUGGUGGUCGUAACAUGGGUCGCGCGGGUGUCAUCGUACAUCGUGAGAAACACAUCGGUGGAUUCGACAUCGUGCAUGUGAGGGAUGUGUUGGAUCGGACGUUCGCUACGCGGGUAACGAACAUUUUCGUUAUCGGCGAGGGCACGAAGCCUUGGAUAUCGCUACCAAAGGGCAAAGGUACCAAGCUCACCAUCUCUGAGGAGAGAGAUGCCAGGAGGAGACAGCGUGCCGCCGAGCAAUAA